CUGCGGGUCAUGGAAAGGGUAAAUCUCUAUAUUUAGAGGCCUCCUGGUGCACAGGGUCUUUCCUGAAGAAUUCGAUAUAUGUGACCUGCACGCGACAUUGCCAUGGCCGGCUCAGAUCGGCCUAACUCCACAGUACUUAUGAUUCUUCACAUUGACAAUCUGCGAGCGAAACAGCAGAAAACAAGAACAAAUAGAAACAAAAUUCAUUGAUUGGCUUCUAAGAAACAACAUAAUGUUGAAUUUUACAGGUACAACAAAAAAACGGGUGGUCAAUCUUGGAGACAAGCGAGGUGGCAACAAGGGCAGAUCGUUUCUCGAGCAGGCCAAGAACAACCGGCUACAACGAGAAUCCGCACGUCAAAGAGAAAAACGCAUCAUUUUGAUCCAGCUGUAUGUGCGUAGUCUAUUGGUUCUCCGUAGCGCUGCGCUGGAACUAUCAGAGGGAUGGAAGGAAAAUGGCAUAGGCAACAAUCCAGGUCGUUGGUGUCUGGAGACUUGUUUCAUUAUUCGCUAUGGAUCACAGCAACUACUAAGCAAUGUGUAUCAUAUUGUCAAUGCAGUUAUCGAUAGUCUGGAGGGCAUAUUUUCUUCACAUCAAGUGGCCAUGCUCAUCAAAGCGUUGAACACGGGAUUGUCCAGAGGAAUUUUACCUGGUUUGGCCCUCGAUUGUCUUCUCAGACUUCUUGCUUUAUACCCCAUCCCGAAAGAUGUCCCCAAUGCACUAAAUUCUUUGAUCGGCAAUUUGACAAAGGUUGCCACUUCUGAGAAUAUGCAUGAUGUGAUCCAACUCAUCUUCGAGAUCAACUCAGCAGAUUCCAUCGAGGCAUUUGUAAGGUUUUUAGCCAACGUACCUCGGGGCUCUUUUUUGGAAUCUAAGCGCUUUUCUAAAGUUGCUCUGGAGUGCCUACUUAGUGACCCAGCAUUAUCGGCCAUACGACAGCUCUCAGAUUUCGAACGAGUCUCCUUGUUAUUGAAUGUAUUGAAAUUGAACCUGUCCCACUAUGCUACUGAAGAUUUCUUAACCCAUGCCAAAAUUCUUUCGCAGAUUGAUUCGAGGAUAGUCUCCGAGAGUCAGAGUGGUCAUCUUCGUGCAAGCCUCUCGUCACAGAUGGUCACUGCUACCUCUCUGGAAUUUGACAUAUUGCUGGGACUACUUUCUUCCAGCUAUGUUAGACUGGCGUUCAAUUACUUGUGUCAAGUGGACGCUCCUUUGUGCGUAAAAACCAUGUAUCAACUUUUGCAUUUAUUUCCACAAUCGAGGACAUCCCUUUGCAUGAUAAUGUCUAUCACGCCAAACUUGCCCAGGUUGUUCUUUGACUUGUCAUCAAAAACCCCUCAAUAUAUUGUACAUGCAUCAACAGAAGGAAAUACAGAGGAGCAUGUCUCUUUAGAGCAUAUUCCAACUGAAGAAGAUAGAGUUCUCUUUGAGGAGCUAAUCUAUACCUACAACCAAAUAUUAUCUUCUUGGCUCGUGGUGUCUAAAGACACAGAGAGUUUUAAAGGAAACAAUUUUCCUUUGACUAAUGUUAAACUUCAUUGUCGCUUCUUGAAAUCGUUUUGCUAUUCUCUACUAAAAUCUUCGCGAGGAAAUGAUUCACGAUUAACUGACUUGAAGGAGAUUUCAAUUUCGGUGUUAAAUCAGCUAUACAUCAAGAACUUGCGUCUUCAGUUUCUCCCCCAAGGAUCAUGGAAAGUCGAGGGCUUAGAGUUGCAUCUGAGAGACAUGGUAUUAGAACUGGAGGACAAUGAAGACCUUGAUUCUUCAGACGAAGAAAAUGAAGAAAAUGAUAAUUUCGAGCACCUGUCUUCUUCAAAUUCACGCUUGAGAUUUGGAUCCCAUCAAUCUUUUGAGAAAGAAGUGUUGAACAAGGUUCCAUUCUUUGUGGAUUUCACUACACGUGUCAAAAUCUUUCAGAAUUCCAUUCAAGCAGAAAAAGCCAAGUCUGGGCUGAAUCACAUGGCAUUCUUCAGCGAUGAUUUGAAUCUGCAUAAAUUGGCUGCAGAUAUCAAUCGAGAAUCCCUAAUUGAAGAUGCCUUCGAAAACUUUUUCCGCUUGGGAAAGAAUUUUAAAAACCCCUUACUGGUAACAUUUUACAACGAGCAUGGACCAGAAGCAGGGAUUGAUGGUGGAGGACUCACCAAAGAGUUCUUAACUUCUGUGGUGCAAGAAGGCUUCAAUCCAAGAAGUGAUAUUUCGUUGUUCAAGGAGUCUUCAUCCUGUAGUCUUUAUCCAAAUGACGAUAUUUUUUGGAACACGAUCAACAAUAUCCAACUCCCGACCCAACGAAAGAGGCUCAUGUAUACGAAAUUUCUAGGAAUGAUCAUCGGGAAAUGUCUAUACGAAGAGAUCUUGAUCGAUAUUACCUUCGUGCCCUCAUUUCUCUCAAAAUGGAGAGUUGCUCAAAACAAUCUGAAAAACUCAAUUGAUGAUUUGGUAUUCUUAGACCCUGAGUUAUACACAAACUUGAACAAGCUUCUAGAGAUGAAUGAGGGACAGCUCGAAAGUCUAGAUCUUAAUUUUACCAUCGAUGAAGUUAUUGGUAACUCAAGUUACCUGUUCGAUUUACUGCCACCAAACGGCGCACAGGAAACGGUAACACAAUCUAACAGGUUAAGCUAUAUUCACAAAGUUUCACACUUUAAGUUGAACCAAUCUCUCCACCUUCAGACUAAGCACUUUCUCGAGGGCUUGUUCCAAUUAAUUAAGCCCAGCUGGCUUAAUAUGGUUGACCCUCUUGAGCUCCAAAUGCUUAUCAGUGGCGGACAUGAUAUUGAUUUGGAAGAUUGGAAGUUUAAUGUCCGGUACGGAGGAUAUUUCGACGAUGAUUUAACUAUUAAGUUAUUUUGGCAAGUAGUGGAGGAAAUGACUGCGCAAGAAAGAUGUGAUUUGGUUAAAUUUGUCACGUCUGUUGCACGAGCUCCUCUACUAGGAUUCGGAGCGAUGUACCCGAAAUUUGCUAUUAAUAAUGCUGGGUCGCCCGAUCGUUUACCCACGGCCUCGACAUGUGUUAACUUGCUUAAACUUCCUGACUACAAAGACAAAGUCUUGAUACGUCAAAAAUUGUUAUACUCGGUAUACGCAAAUUCUGGUUUUGACUUAUCAUGAUCUAGUAACAACUCUGCGGGGAUGGAACUGAACUCAUGGCGUGCUAUCAAAGAAUUAAGACUACGAAGUGUCCUUUCCA
Metschnikowia bicuspidata var. bicuspidata NRRL YB-4993 is the source of this 3185-nucleotide messenger RNA. Its product is annotated as ubiquitin-ubiquitin ligase. Gene Ontology annotation, biological process: ubiquitin-dependent protein catabolic process; protein polyubiquitination. Gene Ontology annotation, molecular function: ubiquitin protein ligase activity. The record is from RefSeq and is a predicted model, not a curated record. The transcript has a single exon. NCBI's taxonomy places the organism in Eukaryota, Fungi, Ascomycota, Pichiomycetes, Serinales, Metschnikowiaceae. Bases 233 to 3106 code for a protein of 957 amino acids.